AAUGUUUAAAAGCAGAACGAAUUCAACGCCAAAGAGCUAACAAUGAAGAGGCAAUAAGGAAGCACGCUGCAAUUCGCGCUCGGAUAUUGGCCCAAGAAAGAGCAAAACAGCAAAACUAGUUUUUUCUCUAGUUUAUAAAAGUUUCUACCAUGGAGUAUGACAUUUUAAACUCAAUAGACCUCAAAGAUCCAACCAUUUAUAAAUCAUUCACUGACAGAUAUUUUAGCAAAAGAUACAUAUUAAAUGUGAAAGGCAUAGAAAACAAUGAUAUUAUGUUAAUGUUUCACUCAAAUAGAGUUACCUUACUCUGUCUUGCACCAAGUCAUUUCUUUUUCAAGAAAAAAGAUAAAUACACUCUGAACUUUAAUACUGGGAAAGUUGAUCGCUUGAGUAACCAAGUGAAAGGCAAAGGGAAAAAAGGUGGACAAGCGCUGUAUCCAGACUCAGUAAUUUGCAAAGUGGAAUGGAAUGAUAACACUGCCUUUAAUAUACCUUGUGGGAUGAAAGGAACUCUUGUAGAAAUCAAUGAAAACUUAGUAAAAAAUCCUGAACUUUUAAGAGAAGCGCCAGAUUCCGAUGGUUUUAUUGCUAUCAUGCUAUCCAGUAUUACAAUUACGGAUGCUACAAAGAAUGAAUUAUUAACUUGUGAAGAGUACUUGAAAAUUGUUAAUGUUUAGAUUAAUUUGCAUGCUCGAUUAGAAUAGAAAAUAAAUAACUAAUUUUUUA
Maniola jurtina (meadow brown) is the source of this 726-nucleotide messenger RNA. RefSeq names its product protein Abitram. NCBI's taxonomy places the organism in Eukaryota, Metazoa, Arthropoda, Insecta, Lepidoptera, Nymphalidae. The record is from RefSeq and is a predicted model, not a curated record. Gene Ontology annotation, molecular function: actin filament binding; actin monomer binding. Gene Ontology annotation, biological process: dendrite morphogenesis; regulation of filopodium assembly; regulation of actin filament polymerization. Bases 150 to 677 code for a protein of 175 amino acids. Gene Ontology annotation, cellular component: nucleus; dendrite; filopodium tip. The transcript has a single exon.